Messenger RNA from Tachyglossus aculeatus (Australian echidna), 1064 nucleotides. RefSeq names its product GDNF family receptor alpha like (gene GFRAL). Gene Ontology annotation, biological process: nervous system development. The record is from RefSeq and is a predicted model, not a curated record. Lineage: Eukaryota; Metazoa; Chordata; Mammalia; Monotremata; Tachyglossidae. Gene Ontology annotation, cellular component: signaling receptor complex; external side of plasma membrane. Gene Ontology annotation, molecular function: signaling receptor activity.
UUUCGGGCAGCACCUUUACCCAGGCACGGGGGUUUCACCUGCAGUUCUUUCAACUAAGACCGCCCAUGAUGUCAUUCCUAGUUUUCACAGUGCUUAUGCUAGGUUUCAAAUGUGAAUCUGCUUCCUUGACCACUGAUUGUCUACAUUUGAGAAAGCAAUGUGUAACUUCUAUGGAUGGAUGUGAAGGUGUCUGGACAGUAAUUGAAGAUGUCUGCAAUGUUUCAGGUCACAACUGCACUGUGAAAGAUUCACUGAACUGCAACCUGAGCAUUCAGUUGCUGGCUGAUCGUUAUCCUACAUUUAAGGACUGCCUCUGUGCUGAGGAUAUUUCCUGUAGUGCCACAAAUUUACUUGGAUGGAAAUGUAUCAACACAGUUAAUAACCAAGAUGUCAAAUCACAAUGGAAUUCAACUACUCUUCUCCAGCAUGGAUUCAAGGGGACCCAAUCCUGUUUGGAAGUAACAGCGACUUGUGUUGGAGACACAGAGUGCAAUAAACAAUUGGCCAGAUUCCUGAAAGACUGUUCCACUCAUGGAAGUCUGUGCAAUAUGAAACAGUGCCAAGCAGCCAUACGGUUCUUCUAUCAAAAUAUGCCUUUUAACAUUGCCCAGAUGUUGGCUUUUUGCGAUUGCGCUCAAUCUGAUAUUCCUUGUCAGCAAUCCAAGGAAGCUCUUCACAGCAAGCCAUGUGCUGUUAACGUAGUUCCAACCCCAUCAUGCCUAAAUGUAAUUCACAGCUGCCGGGAUGAUGAAUUGUGCAGGGCAACGCUUUUGAAUACAGUUCAGUCAAAAUGCUGGCAGCGUAUGGGACAAUGCAGUGAUGAUGAGACUUGCAUGUUACCUAAGGCAAAGAGGAUAUAACUUGCUCCAGUAAAUGAUAAUGCAGAGAAGGCUUACAUUGGCACCUUAGGGACUUACCUUCACGUCCAGUGUACCUGCAGCACCCUUUCCCUAACUGAAGUUGCAAAACCCUCAGAUUCAGAGAGGCUUGAUGAUGGACAGUUCUGGUUUCUACAGCUUAAGAGGGACACAAAAGACUUAAAGAAGAGCCUCAGAAAUGAAUAA